UGUGUGGCAGAGCCUCGGAAAUCGGUACCCAAAAGUGCUCGGAGCCAAUGAGAGCGCGCGGCGCUGCUGAGCCCGCGCUGCUCCGGACUGGUGCUCCCAGCGCAGCGCGGCCGCUUUGGGGCUGGCGGCCCCUGCCCGGCGCUGGCCAUGGGGCGAGUGGCGGCAGCUGGGGCCGUACUGGUAGCACUGGUGGUGCUGGGAGCCCCCCGGCUGCCGAGUGUCACUUCAUUAACGGCACGGAGAAGGUGAGGUUCGCGAUGAUCUACAACCGGGAGCAGUACGCACUCUUCGACAGCGACGUGGGGCUGUACGUGGGGGACACCCCCGAUGGGGAAAAGGUGGCCCGGUACUGGAACAGCGACCCGGCUAGACUGGAGAACAAACGAACUGAGGUGGACUGGUACUGCCGACACAACUACGAGUGUCUUAUCGCGUUCAUCAUGGAGCCCCGAGUGUCCCCAAACUCUCCCAGUGCCCAUCCCACUGUGUCCAUCUCACUGGUGCCCUCGAGCUCCCAGCCCGGCCCCGGCCACCUGCUCUGCUCUGUGAUGGAUUUCUAGCCUGACCACAUCCAGCUGAGGUGGUUCCAGGGCCAGCAGG
This is a messenger RNA of Vidua macroura (Pin-tailed whydah), 600 nucleotides long. Its product is annotated as H-2 class II histocompatibility antigen, I-E beta chain-like. NCBI's taxonomy places the organism in Eukaryota, Metazoa, Chordata, Aves, Passeriformes, Viduidae. The transcript is spliced from 2 exons. The record is from RefSeq and is a predicted model, not a curated record. Gene Ontology annotation, cellular component: MHC class II protein complex; membrane. Bases 48 to 560 code for a protein of 170 amino acids. Gene Ontology annotation, biological process: immune response; antigen processing and presentation.